CUUCUAGGAAGUUUCUUCUAAGAUAUUCUAUAAAUAAAGGGACUCUCCCUGUCCUCUCAUCUAUCAAAUAACGAAAUGGAGAAGGUGGGCGAUUCUCAGCCGUCUUCGUCAGAGCCCGUUUCGCGAACUAGUAAAGAGAUGAUGGAGCCGCCGCGGAGGCUCGGGAUAGUUACUCCAGAAAUCUGUUUCGAAAAGACAAAAAGUGACUUAGAAAAGCUUAAAGGGGGAUUAUCUCUUUUAUUUAUUGGAUUACCUCUCUUGUUUUCACCAUCCAAUCGGGCGAUAUUGGGAAUGAUGAUGAUCAUGGGUUACCUUCAUACUCAGGAAUAUAAAAUGGAGUUAGAAAAUGAGAGGGGCGAUGCGAUCAACGAUGCAAUCAAGUCAAUUAUUGAACUUGAUUCAAUUAAGCCAAUUAUUGAUGAUGAUGAUGAAGAAGAAGAAAAAGAAAAAGAAAAAGAAGAAGAUGAUGAAGAAGAUUUUUUUGCAAAUGUUAUUGAUAAUAAUGAUGUUGAGAUAGAAUACUUUAGCUGGGUAGGAAAGAUCCCUGAGAUGUCGAUUCCCGAAGUUGCUGCUCGACGUACGGAGGUACUCUACCAUGAUGAAAAAGAAACGGACUCCGGAAAUUACCACAAUGGCAGAGAUAGGACAAUAAUGACCAUGGACAACAUUCAGCGUAAAACGUCACAAGUACGGGCAUUGCAAGAAAUUGUGUCACGAGUGCCAGAAGUUGCUGAUACCAAAAUCACAAUGGAGCACAGUAAAAAUUUAUGGCAGGGGUGGUAGUAAUGGUGGAGUUAGAAAUAAAAUAAAUAUUUAAAAUUGUUUGUUAACAUUAAAAGUUAUGUAUGAAGUGUUUUUUUUAGCUGUAAUUUUUGGUGGAGUUAUGGUCAGAGUUGCCUGGGUAGGGCAUAUAUAUAUCACUCUGUGAAUUCAAACUCGGCAAAAGGGAGAUUGUUCGCAAUGGAUGCCAUCGGCGGAGGCCGAAGCCAUGCGUGACAAGCUGAGCCAGAGGCAACGUAGACCACCGCCGGAGUCCUCGAGGAGGCGAUCACCACCCACAUGGCCUUCUGCAGCAAGUCAUCCAGCUCCAAUCUGGCCAACAAGGUCACCGACGGCAUGCGGCAAAUGCUGAGGCAAGAGUUUUUUGGCGAUUUGUCCAACUCCGCAUCGUCCGUCAAGUUCGGAUUCAGAAUGGCAAGGAUCGGCGACUAGGUUUUCCAUUCAUUCGCAGUACCCGUUUCUUCUCUCGCCCGCUUCGAUGUUUUAAAUUACUGUGUACGUAUUGGCUCAAUGAAAUUGCUCUUUUUGAGGAUAACAUUCAAACCUCCAA
Zingiber officinale is the source of this 1330-nucleotide messenger RNA. RefSeq lists its product as uncharacterized. The transcript is spliced from 4 exons. The record is from RefSeq and is a predicted model, not a curated record. The coding region runs from base 76 to 783 and encodes 235 amino acids. Lineage: Eukaryota; Viridiplantae; Streptophyta; Magnoliopsida; Zingiberales; Zingiberaceae.